CAUCAGUCUUUGACUGUUUAACAGUCUUCCUGGCUUUUUGCUGAAACAAAACACACCGCCAGAGUUUGUUUCAAAAUCUUUCAAAUAGCUUUUUUCCUCAAGUUAAAAAAGUCUAAAUAUUAUUAGAAAGACGUGCGGUUAUACCUCAUGGCUGAAGCCCGUUGUAGUGAUGGAAGUGAAGAUUUUUCAAAUGUUUCUGUUACGAGGAGAAGAGAUUCAACAGACCGCUCAGAAAGAAGUAAACCAGAGCGCUUGCAAAUAAGUCAAGGACCUCUUUCUUCAAUCAAAGCAGCCAUCAAGAGAACCUCUGCAAAAGCUCUUCCUCAGCCAGUCUGCUCCAGAGAAAGAAGGAGGCCAGAGAUAACCAUCCUAUCAGCAGAGCCGUUUGCAGCUUCUUGGUAUCCUGUGCCAUCUGGACGGUUUUCAUCUACCGCUUUUACCACACAACCAGUCUGGAGUGAGAAUGCUCUGACCUCUGCGCAGCUGCCACCAUCCUAUGAGCAGGUGAUCAAGGAGAAGACCCAGGAGCAGGUCACCACUCCUUCACCAUCUCUACGACACUCGUACACUACAACUAUUGCAACACAGACUGACUCAUUAGAGGAGAAUGUCACAAGUCCAGAUUCCUGUACGUCCUUACAACAAAACCAACAACCUGCUGUUUUAGUGAAGCAGCCAAUAAAACCACCUCGUCCAACAUUACCUUGUAAACCCAAACCCCUCCUGCAAGAAACUACCAGAUCUUCAACAUCCACUUUCAUCUCCCAACCCACUGUUGAUCAAACCCCAAUCCAACGUCCAGUGCCUCAGCCUCGCACCAAGUUCAAGCCCCUGAGUCCAUCUAACCAGGUCACUGGGCAAACUCUGAUACCACUGCAAGACAGCUGUGACACUAUAUCCCUUGUGGAGACCUUUGAAUCCCAUUCAGGCAAGUAUCUGAAGGAACUCGUAGAUGUCCUCAGCUCCGAACCUCAAAGUGAACUGAGUAACCCUGUAAACAAUCAGGGAGAGCAGACCAACCUAACUAACGGGAACCAAAUUGAGAACAUGACCUUCCACCACAGCGACCGCAACAUCCGCUCAAGAAUCCAAGCCUUUGAAAGUCAAGCUGCCACAGAGAAUGAUGCAGCCUCUGUGCCUUUUCCACGUCCACGAAAAAUUGGUGCUAAACCACCUAUUCUGGCACCAAAACCCUCCAUUGCCCCACGGCCCUCAGUCAUAAAGCCUAAAGAAGAGCCGUUUUCACAAUUUGACAGUCACUUAUAUGAAGAACUUGACAUGGAACCUACACCAGCUCCAAGGCCGCAACUUUUUAAAAAACCAUCCUUGGAUUCAAGAGAAGAGUCUGACUCUCAGCCUUUUUUCAAAACAGCCCUUACUUCUCGACCCUCAUUGGUCAAACAUAAGAAUGUAUAUUCCCAAGAUGAAGAAGUGGUUGUCAAAGGACCUAUUCCACCACUCAAGCCCAGUAAAGACCUGCUGAACGCCAACAAUCACAACUCCACUGCUCUUCUGCCUGAUCUCACAUCCGCAGUGAACGUGCUAAGCAAUGACUAUGUGGAUACUUCCAUUAACCACUCACCCACUAAACCUGUCCGUCAAGGGGGAUUCUCCUACAUGGGAGGGAAUACACAGGCGGUGACCAGGAGACCCACAGUCAUCAGAGUCCCCAGUAAAACUGACAAAAACUCUGAAGAGGCAGUAGAGUUUCCUCCUCCUUUACCUGUACAGAAGGCUGUGGGCAGCACACCUACACCUGCUAAAGCCUUUCGUCAAGACCCCUUCAAUGUCUCAUCUGAUAUGUCUAUUCCUCCACGGCCGAGUGGAGGAAAAGUAUUGCCUCCUCGUCCACCACCAGCUAAAACAGGCCCAGGAAGACCACCUCCUCCACAGACGAAUAACUCCCAACGGCGACCAUCUGAUUCAGGAUUUUCACAAAUAGCUCCAUCAAAACAACAGCCAUCUCAAUGGCAGCAACAAAACCGUAGAGCUUCUAAAAAGGGGCCUGCUCUACCACCAAGACCCAACCCUGGACAUCGUCUUUACAACAAAUACACGCUUGAAGUCCCUCAUGGAAUUGCUGAGUUUGACUACAAUGGCUCUAACACUGGAGAGCUGUCCUUUCAGAAAAAUGAAGUCCUUGUCUUACUUGAGGAGUUAGACAGCAGAACAUUUGAAUGCCAAGCAGGAAACACCAAGGGCACAGUGCAGAAAAGUCAUAUGAAGAUAAUCACACCUUUAACAGAUUUAUCCAGCAAUUCACUACCACAGAAAACCAGUUCCUUUAGAGGAAUGGGAGGAAAUGCUGGAUCUCUACAAGUGGAAGCCCUGUAUGACUUUACCCCAGCGGGGCCAGGAGAGCUGGCUUUAAAAGCCGGUGAUGUGGUGUCUAAUGUAGAACAGCUGGACGAUGAUUGGUACAUGGGAACAUGCAGAAAUGCCACUGGAUUCUUCCCUAUUAACUAUGUUAAGGUGCUGAGCAAGCCUAAUAUAUAUGCACCAGCAUUCAGAAAUGAGUGGAAAAACAAACCAUCUCCCGAGACUGUCAGAGGCCCUCGGUGUGUUGCCAGGUUUGACUUUGAGGGAGAGCAGGGUGAUGAGCUCUCGUUCUUUGAAGAUGAUGUUAUUCAGCUCAAGGAAUAUUUAGGAGAGGAAUGGGCUCGUGGAGAAGUCAAUGGUCACGUCGGCAUUUUCCCUCUCAACUUUGUGGAAGUGAUUGAGGAUCUCCCAUCAGUCCCAGUGCAGAAAUCUGCUCCCAAUAAAAUUGCAUUGCCUGGAAUGGCCAGCUCAUCCACACAAUCAUCAUACAGAGCCAGUGAGGCUGAAAGCAAUGGUGCAGAAUGGGCUGUGGCACUUUAUGACUUCACAGCAGAGACCGAGGAGGAUCUGCCCUUCCAGCAGGGAGACAGAAUCCUGGUCACAGCUCAUGUAGAUGAUGAAUGGUGGAGCGGAAGAAUCAAUGGCAGAGAGGGCUUCUUCCCUAAAGCGUUUGUGGAGAGUGUAGCAGAUGGAAGGAAGUGGUAACAGUUAUUCAUCAAAGGCAUCCUCAGAAGCAGUGUUUUUUUUCUUCUUUAAAGUGUAUUUACAGGUUAUUUUAUUUGUAUGUUUGUUGAAUGUAUUUAUAAAUGUGAACUCCAAAUUCUAUUGCAAUCUAAAAAUAUAUAUUCAUGAAC
Danio rerio (zebrafish) is the source of this 3173-nucleotide messenger RNA. RefSeq names its product SH3 domain containing 19 (gene sh3d19). The record is from RefSeq and is marked validated. NCBI's taxonomy places the organism in Eukaryota, Metazoa, Chordata, Actinopteri, Cypriniformes, Danionidae.